CGUUCAUCAAUCCUAACCAUUAAACACCGGCCGUAAAAGAAUGGACACGCUUCUCUCAAGUUCGCCGUCUGUGGUGGUCCAGUCAUUCCUCUCUCCGGUUCGCACAAUUGCUUCCCCAUCUAAGCUACAUUCCACCGUCGCAACCUUCUCUUCCACUCCUCCGGUCAACGCCGGCUUCCGAAGGAACCACCUCCCACUCCUACGACCGUUUACUUCCUCCACGACUCCUAAUUUCUCGAUUCGGUGCGGUGCAGGCGUUAAGGAAAUUACAGAGAGCGAGUUUCCGAGCACGGUGUUGGAAUCCAGCCGUCCGGUUCUCGUCGAAUUCGUUGCCACUUGGUGCGGACCUUGCCGCUUAAUCUCUCCCGCCAUGGAAUCCAUCGCUCAGGAAUAUGGAGAUAGAUUAGAGGUCGUGAAAAUCGAUCAUGAUGCAAAUCCACAAUUGAUUGAGGAAUACAAAGUUUACGGAUUGCCGACGUUGAUAUUGUUCAAGGAUGGGCAGGAAGUGGCAGAAAGUAGGAGAGAAGGUGCGAUUACAAAGGCCAAGCUUAAAGAGUAUGUUGAUUCUCUCUUGGAGACAAUUUCUGUUGCUUAACAUUUUUUUAUUUGCCCUCUUUGGGAGCAUGUUUGAUAUUUAUUGUAUAAUUUGUGAACUAUAAAAUACCUGGAAUUAAUUUCUUGUGAUAAUUGAGUAAAAUUGAAUGCUACAUUGCUC
Molecule: messenger RNA, 715 nt
Organism: Hibiscus syriacus
Lineage: Eukaryota; Viridiplantae; Streptophyta; Magnoliopsida; Malvales; Malvaceae
Product: thioredoxin X, chloroplastic-like
Exons: 2
Coding region: 41-595 (184 amino acids)
Cellular component (GO): cytoplasm
Molecular function (GO): oxidoreductase activity, acting on a sulfur group of donors, disulfide as acceptor; protein-disulfide reductase activity
Source: RefSeq, a predicted model, not a curated record